Molecule: messenger RNA, 6060 nt
Organism: Crotalus tigris (Tiger rattlesnake)
Lineage: Eukaryota; Metazoa; Chordata; Lepidosauria; Squamata; Viperidae
Gene: IQGAP3
Product: IQ motif containing GTPase activating protein 3
Exons: 38
Coding region: 257-5176 (1639 amino acids)
Biological process (GO): regulation of actin cytoskeleton organization; regulation of GTPase activity
Cellular component (GO): cytoplasm
Molecular function (GO): actin filament binding; GTPase activator activity; calmodulin binding
Source: RefSeq, a predicted model, not a curated record
CGGGCCCAGCCCCCACUGGCGGGCGUGACUCCCGGGGCGGGGGAAGCCUCGCGGAGGGGCAGCUGCGGUGUCGGCCGCGCCGGGGCAGCCGGAGCGUCUGAACUGGACGGGACGCCUCUGGGGCGAAGCCCCGCCCGGCCCCGUCACGCCCCCGGGAAGAGCUCCGGCGCCCAGCAGGCUCCGCGGCCGGCCCAGCGAGCGCCAGGCGGCGGCGCGGGAGAUUCAAACCUCGCAGGCGGAGCGAGCGGGAGCGGCGAUGGCGCAGCGCGGCCGGGCUCCCUCCAGCUAUGAGCGUCUCACGGCGGAUGAGAUGGACGAGAGGCGGCGGCAGAACGUGGCCUACCAGUAUCUCUGCUACUUGGAGGAAGCCAAGCGCUGGAUGGAGGCCUGCCUGAAGGAGCCGCUGCCCCCUCCGACGGAGCUGGAGGAGAGUCUGCGCACUGGCGUCACCCUGGCCAAGCUCGGGCAUUUCUUCGCUCCGGAUGUCUGUCCCUUGGGGAAGAUCUAUGACCUCGACCAGGCCCGUUUCCAGGCCUGUGGGCUCCAUUUUCGACACACAGACAACAUCAACCGCUGGCGGGAUGCUAUGAGCCGUGUUGGGCUGCCUGUGAUUUUUCAGCCCGAAACCACCGAUAUCUAUGACAAGAAGAACAUGCCUCGUGUGGUGUAUUGCAUCCAUGCCUUAAGUUUAUACCUGUUUAAAUGUGGGCUGGCUCCCCAGAUUCAGGAUCUGUAUGGAAAAGUUGACUUUACAGAUGAGGAAAUAAACCACAUGAAAGGGGAGCUAGAGAAAUAUGGCUUGCAGCUACCCUCCUUCAGCAAAAUCGGUGGCAUCCUGGCUAAGGAGCUCUCGGUCGACGAGGCAGCAGUGCAUGCUGCCAUCCUGGCUAUCAACAAAGCGGUAGAAGUGGGGAUUGUGGCAGAGACCAUGGCGGCUUUGUGCAACCCCAGCGCCAGGCUGGUGGGUCUGCAGGAGAGUUUGGGAGGCCCCUACCAGGAAGAGCUCUGCCGGGCCAAAGAAGAGAAGGCCGAGAACGCAAAGAAUCGGCAUCUGCAGAAGAAACCUGAUGGGGAAGACAUUUACGACCACUGUUUGACCCAAGCUGAAAUCCAAGGCAGCAUCAAUUUGAUGAACAUCAGGAGUGCCCUUGAGAUGGUGGAGGACGCUCUGGAGGCCCAGGACCCUCAGACCUUGUACCACGUUUUGCAAGAUCCUAUCCUAGCCCUGAAGAGCCUGCAGCGAGACAACGCCAGCUGGUACCUGGAUCAACUCUCUGCUGACCGGGAAGAGAAGGCCCUGGAAUUGGGACAUGUUGACUUGCUUGAGCAAGGAGAAAUUCAAGCUGGACUUUAUGUGGCCAACCAGAGAAGUGAUCAGGAGCGGGCUGCCGCGCAUGCUGUGAGCCACAUCAACGCCUCCUUGCGAAGAGGAAUUGCGGAAGAGACGGUGCGCGCCCUGGCGAAGCCCGAGGCUCAGCUCCCGGAGGUCUUCCCCUUUGCUGCUGAGCUCUACCAGCAAGACCUGUCUGCCCUGCAGCGGCAGCAGCCCCAGGGGAAGCUGGCCCAGGAAGAGCUCUUUGUGGCCGUGGAGAUGCUGUCCGCCGUGGCGCUGGUCAACCAGGCCCUCGAGGGUGGAGACAGCGCCGGCUUCUGGAGGAGCCUCCUCAGCUCCAGCCUGGGCCUCUGUGGCGUCGAGGAGAGCCACUCCCAGCGUUAUUUCGAGAGCCUGUCCAAACAGAAGUGCCUCUUUCGGGAGAACCGGCGGAACUUCCUGAGUUGGAACGAUAUCCAGGCCUCAGUGAACGACGUGAACGCCUUCGUCCAAAAAGAGCAGGAAAAAAUCCUGGCUGUCCGGCUGAUCAACGAGGCUCUGCAGGGCGACUGUCCAGAGAAGACCCUCAGGGCUCUGCUCCUGCCAUCGGCCAACCUCACCGAUGUGAUGCUCCCCAGAGCCAAGCGGUACCAUUUUGUUCUGGCCCAGAUGUCGAGACAGAAGGCCCAGGUGACAGGAGACCCCGGAGCGCUCUUGUGGUGGGAAGAAAUCCAAGAGGCGGUCUGCAGGGCCAACCAAGACAGCAAAGCUGCACAGCAAAUGGCCCUGGGCGUUGCUGCCAUCAACCAGGCCAUCAAGGAGGGGAACGCAGCCCAGACUCUGCGCGUCCUGCGCAAUCCGAACGUGGGCCUCUGUGGCCUGGUGGCAGAGUGCGCCGUGGCUUAUCAGGCGCAGUUCUCUGCUGUCCUGGCAGCACGAAGGCCGGCAGGGGGCCACCCAGAGGCGCUCUGGGCACGGCACAGACUGAGAGAUGGCUCAGAGUACUACUUCCACCUGCGGUCCUUUGAGGGGUCCUGGGAGCAGCCCCGGCCCCUCACCCUCAACACGGCCCAUCUCAGCCAAGAGGAGAUCCAGGCGGCCAUCAACUGCGUGUCUUCCGCACACGACCGGGAGCGCCUCUGGCAAUCCUAUGCCUGGCUUGUUGUCCAGCUGCAGGCCCGGAUGAGGGGCUUCCUGGUCCGCCACCACUGGACGGCUCGGCAACGGUUCCUAUCCCAGCAGGUGCCGGCAGCUACCAAAAUCCAGGCCACCUGGCGUGGGCACCUGCAACGCAGAAGCUACUUGGAGAGACUGCACUACUUGCGGAGGAACACAGCUGCUGCCAUCAAAAUCCAGUCCUGGGUGCGGAUGUGGCUUGCCCGAAAACAGUACCUGGAGCGCCUGCGCUACUUCAGGAAGAAUGUUGCAGCCGUGAUUAGGAUCCAGGCCUUCGUUCGCGCAAACAAGGCAAGAGAGGCUUAUAGGGUGCUGGUGCACAGCAGGGACCCGCCACUCAGCGUCAUCCGACGUUUCGCCCACCUGCUGGAGCAGAGCCAGCGCGACUACCAGGAGGAGAUGGAGCUGCUGGGGCUCCAGGAGAAGCUGGUGAGGGGGAUCCGUUCCAACCAGCAGCUGGAGAACGACCUCAACCUCAUGGACAUCAAGAUUGGAUUGCUGGUCAAGAACAGGAUCACCCUGCAGGAGGUGGUGUCACAUUGCAAGAAGUUGACCAAGAAGAACAAGGAGCAGCUCUCCAGCCGGAUGGACGAGAACAAGGAGAACGGGCUGAAGGCGCUCAGCAGGGAGAAGCGGAAGACGCUGGAGGCCUAUCAGCACCUCUUCUACCAUCUGCAGACUCAGCCAGUGUAUCUGGCCAGGCUGCUCAUCCAGAUGCCACCCAACAAGUCAACCAAGUUCAUGGAGUCGGUGGUCUUCAGCCUCUACAGUUACGCCUCCAGCCCCAGAGAGGCUUACCUCCUGCUCCAGCUCUUCCGGCGUGCCCUGCAAGAGGAGAUCGCGUCCAAAGUGACUCAGCUGCGGGAGAUCCUCACAGGGAACCCCACUGUGAUCCGCAUGGUGGUGAGCUUUUAUCGCAAUGCCCGUGGGCAGAACGCCCUGCGCCAGAUCCUGGCAGAGCCGGUGUGGGAGGUUCUGCAGAACAGGAGCCUGAGUAUUCGCACCAGCCCCGUGGAGAUCUACAGAGGGUGGAUCAACGAGAUGGAGUCCCAGAGUGGACAGCAGAGCCAUCUGCCAUACAAUGUCACCCCGCAACAAGCCCUCGGUCACCCAGAGGUCCAGAGGCGGCUGGACGUCUCCCUCGGCCAUCUCCUCGUGCUGGCAGACAAGUUUCUCUCAGCCAUCCUUUCGUCGGUGGAGAAGAUCCCGUACGGAAUGCGCUACAUGGCCAAAGUCUUGAAGGCAACCUUGACUGAGAAGUUUCCAGAUGCCUCCAAGGAAGAGAUCUACAAGGUAGUGGGCAACCUGCUCUACUAUCGCUUCAUGAACCCAGCGGUGGUGGCACCAGACGGCUUUGAUGUUGUGGACCUCUCUGCUGGAGCACCCCUGCACCCCGACCAGAGGCGCAAUUUGGCCUCAGUGGCCAAGAUCCUGCAGCACGCGGCUGCCAACCAGCUUUUCGAGGGAGAAAACAGCCACUUGAACGUGGUAAAUCAGUACCUGGAGGAAGCACACCAGAAAUUCAGAGCAUUCAUCAACACAGCCUGUUCGGUCUCUGAACCCGAAGAGAGAUUUAAUAUGGACAAAUAUUCUGAGCUGGUGGCUAUCGCCAAACCAGUGGUCUACAUAACAGUUGGGGAGCUGGUCAACACCCACAAGUUGCUGCUGGAGCACCAGCAUUCCCUGGCUCCCGGUCCCCAGGAUGUUCUGCACAAACUUUUGCAAGACCUUGGCGAGGUGCCAACUGUUGCCUCGUUGACAGGCCACAGCCUGGGACAAGGGGCGAACGGGACCUGGGAGGAUGCUUUGUCUCGGCUCUCCAGAAUGGAGCUCUCGCUCGUCCUCAGCAGCAAAUACGGCGGGGUGGAAGCCGAAGGCAAGGGGGAAACAGAUGCCAAAGGCCUGUGGCUGAGCACCAAACAGAUGCUGGUGGAUGUGAUCCAGUCCCAGCCCAGAGACUCCCUGGCUGAGAUCCUGCACUCAGAGGCAUCGGAAGAGGAGGAGCAGCUCCACCGACGGCUACUGCAGAGAAGGGCCACCGGCCACCCCCAGGACCGGGAGUGGGCACUGCACGGACACUCCCAGGCUGGCAGCCGCCAUCUUUCCCUGGAGGAGAAGAAGAAGAAAGUCCUGGAGCGCCUGGAACGCCUGGCUUUGGUGGGCUCGGCCAGCCCGUCCCGGGCCCUGCUCAGCGAGAUUGCCCAGGACAUCCGCUCUCAGAGGCAUCACCGGCAGCGCCGCAGGGGGCAGCUGGCCAAGCUGCAGCAGACCCUGCGAGGUCUGACCGCCAAGCGUCGCUUCUACCAGGAGCAGGUGGACUACUACCAGAAGUACCUCCGCACCUGCCUGGACAACCUGGCCGCCACAGACAAGCCCAGCAAGAAACAGGCUGUGCUGCAUUACACGGCGGCCCGUCUGUUUGAGAAGGGGGUCCUGCUGGAGAUUGAGGACCUCCCACCAAACCAACUUAGAAAUGUCAUUUUUGACAUUAUCCCUUCCCGGGAAGCUGGCAAGUUUCAGGUCAAGGCGAAGUUUAUGGGGAUCGAUAUGGAAAACUUUCAGCUUACUUACCAGGACCUCCUCCAGCUCCAGUAUGAAGGUGUGGCUGUCAUGAAAAUGUUUGACAAAGCCAAAAUCAACGUCAACCUUCUAAUCUUCCUUCUGAACAAGAAGUUUUUCAAGAAAUAAUGUGCUUCGGGCAACAGCUGUGGAUUACUGGGUCCUUGUUGGAAAGAGGCCAAAGAGACGUAGUGCUGCUUGCUUUACUCCAGUCCUGCUUCAAAGAAACCCAGAAGACCCCCUCAGAGGGGCCUCAGGGCAGAUCCCUGCAUGGCAGAAGGCUUCCUUGGCAUAUAAACCUCGUGCCUGUAGAACACUAGAUCCGUCUGUCAAGGAUAGGCUGCUUUUUUAAGUGCAAAGCAUUUCACCCACAGUCCAGCCCUCUUCAGACACAAACACUCUCGCACACCCCGGUCAUUCAGCCCAGGUAGCCUAAAGCUUCAGGGUUCAGGAAGAACUGAACGUUGCAAGUCUGGAGACCCUAUCUCUAGAGUCAAACAUCUUCCUCUCUCAGUUGCUAGACUCUGAGGAAGCCAAGGACUUCCCCGUUUCCCUCCGCCUUUUGGCGCCCACAGCCCCCCACAGGUUCUUGGCGCUGAUCUCCUGGAGGGGCAGUUUGUUCUCCCACCAGCGGGGCAGCUGGCAAGAAUCAGGCUGGGAGAGGCGAUGGUAUGCAGGCCUGAGAGAGGGGUGGGUGGGUGCUUUUUAAUACUUGUCACUCCCAGCCCUGAGAAUUUACAUAAAAUCAAGUUUCCUCAAAUGGAGAGCUUUAGAAAUUCAGAUUUGUGGGUUACACUUCCGCUCACUGCUAGUUUGAAACUGCCAAGUUAUCAAAAGAGCUCAACUGUUUCUAUACCAGCGUUUGGAAGGCUACUGAAAACUGAAUUCUUUGGAUCUUCCCUGGUAAUUUAAGUAUUCCAUCAAAAGAAUAAGAUAAAAAGUUUGCACAGAUUGUUAAUAUAAUCAGACAUUUUAUUAAGAUCUAUAAUAAACUAUUCAAAUUUUUUAAUAUG